GUUUACAAUUAUUAUAAUUCUUGAGGAAUUCUUAAUGCUAGCUAGCUGGUUGUUAUGAGUUGUUUGUUAAUCAUAAAAGUGUUAAUUGUAUGAUUUUCUGUCCAAUAUUGUAUACUUUACGAGUAUACAUGUUUGUUAUCUAAAUGAUUAUUUACUUGAACAAUCUCGAAGAACUUCAUUUAAAAAUAAUUACCUGACAUUUUAAUUUAAAAAAACACAGAGCACAGUAAAAUAAUUCCUGUUCUAAUUUUCCACACAGCCAACUCCAAAAUGUCUUAGCAAAGUGUCAAAAAAAAAGUAUAGAGAGUAGUUUGUGAGUGAGUGUGACCACUAUGGGUCAAAAUGGCGGCAUGGACUUCGGCGCCAUGCUGCAAGGCGCGGGAAAGCAGCUACUCAACCAAGGAGGCCAAGCGCUAAUGCAAUAUGGCGCCCAGGCCUUGGGAAACAUCAUCAAUGAGGUGUUCCAAAAGAAGGAGGUAGAACAGAAGAGGUUUCUACCGAGCAUUAAGAACUAUAAAGUGCUCGGUGAGACCCGUCCAUCAAACUUUGGUCCGUCUACGUAUCAAGACUUCAAGGAGAUCAGGGCUCGUUGCUACUCCGAAGGCAGGCUGUUCGAGGAUCCUGAGUUCCCAGCCAAUGACCGCAGUCUUUACUAUAAGGAGAGACUCGAUAGACCAAUCACAUGGCUACGUCCUAAGGAGAUUUGCGAUGACCCGCAACUGUUCGUGGAGGGCUACAGUCGUUUCGACGUCCAGCAGGGAGAGCUCGGCGACUGCUGGCUGCUGGCCGCCGUCGCCAACCUCACGCUGCAUAGAAAAUUGUACUUCCAAGUAGUGCCAGAUGACCAGAGCUUCGAUGAGGAGUAUGCUGGAGUCUUCCAUUUCCGUUUCUGGCAGUACGGUCGUUGGGUGGACGUGGUGAUAGACGACCGGCUCCCGACGUACCGAGGCAAGCUCGUCUUCCUUCACUCCUCCGAGCAAAAUGAGUUUUGGAGUGCACUGCUUGAGAAGGCAUAUGCCAAAUUGCACGGUUCCUACGAAGCUCUAAAGGGUGGUUCGACAUGCGAGGCCAUGGAGGACUUCACCGGAGGAGUGACGGAGAUGUACGAUAUAGCGGAGUUACCUCCCAACUUCUACACUAUACUGCUCAAAGCGUACGAGAGGAACUCUCUCAGCGGAUGCAGUAUUGAGCCGGACCCGAACAUCUUGGAGGCGGAGACCCCGGCGGGUCUGAUCCGUGGCCACGCGUACUCCAUAACGAAGGUGAAGUAUGUGGACAUCGAGACCCCCGGCCGCAGCGGGAAGAUACCUCUGCUGCGACUGCGGAACCCGUGGGGGAAUGAGGCCGAGUGGAAUGGACCUUGGAGCGAUAAGUCACCAGAAUGGCGAUUCAUACCGGAAUCUGAGAAGGAGGAGAUGGGACUCACGUUCGAUGAUGACGGAGAGUUCUGGAUGUCCUUCAAGGACUUCGUUAACCAUUUCUCAAGGGUGGAGAUCUGUAACUUGAACCCUGACUCCUUGGACCCCGAGGAAUGUCCCGAAGGAUGCACCAAGAAGUGGGAGAUGUCCGUCUUCGAGGGAGAGUGGGUUCGAGGUGUAACGGCGGGAGGAUGCAGGAACUACCUGGAGACGUUCUGGAAGAACCCGCAGUACACCGUCACUCUACACGACGUCGACGAGGGAGACGAGGAGAACAAGUGCACUAUCAUCGUGGCUCUGAUGCAGAAGAACCGUCGUUCCCAGCGGCACCAGGGCCUGGAGUGCCUGACGAUCGGGUUCGCGGUGUAUCGCCUGCCCGACUACGGGCACGUGCCCAAACCACUCGACGUCAACUUCUUCAAGUACAACGCGUCCGUCGGACGCAGCCAGGCCUUCAUCAAUCUACGAGAAGUUAGCGCUAGGUUCAAGUUGGACCCAGGCAGCUACGUGAUAGUUCCGUCCACCUUCGAUCCUGAUGAGGAAGGAGAAUUCCUGCUUCGAGUCUUCUCUGAGAAGUCCAACAACAUGGCAGAAAACGACGAGGACAUCGGUAUGGGAGAUGUCGAUGAUCGGGUGAAGGAGAUAGCCCCGAACCCCGAGCCCGCAGACCCAGUACGCGAGCUGUUCACGAAGCUGGCCGGCGCCGACGGCGAGGUGGACUGGCAGGAACUCAAGGAGAUACUCGACUACGCCAUGCGGGAAGAGCUAGCGAUGAGGCAAGGCGGAGCUUACGACGGCGGCGGAGGGGGAGUACACUACUCCCCCCCGGGGGGAGGGGGAGGGGGGAACGAGCCAAGCUGUCUGGAACAACUACUCUGUGCCCUCUGCACUCCCAUCUGCAAGGAAAUUGGAGUCGACCUGCAGCAAAUGCAGCAACAGAACCAAAAUCAAGAACAGGUGCAUCUUACUCAACCACAGCCGCAAACAGAGCUGAAGGGCCAAGGGUUCUCAAAGGACGUGUGUCGCAGUAUGGUCGCUAUGUUGGACAAGGACGGCUCUGGUGGACUCGGCUUUGAUGAGUUCAAGACUUUGUGGAUUGAUCUACGUAAUUGGCGGGCGGUGUUCCGUCUGUACGACACGGAGGGCCGCGGCGCGCUGCCCCCGCAGCACCUGCGCGACGCGCUGCACUCCGCCGGGUACACCGUCAACGCACACGUACUCAACGUACUCGCGCACAGAUACAGCUCACAAGACGGAUACAUUCAGUUCGACGAUUUUAUAAUGUGCUCCGUGCGAUUGAAGACUAUGAUCGAUACGUUCAAGGGGAGAUCUUCAGGCGGUGAAUACGCCACAUUCUCCCUCGAAGAAUGGCUAAAUCGCACAGUCUACGCAUAAAACGUCGAAAUUAUGCCUUAUUGUCAUUAGAAACAAGGCCUACAAUCGCAAAAUGUACAUUGAAAUAUUUAAAAACUUAUUUCCUCCAUUAAAUUUUGUAUCAAGUACCUUUUGCUAGUGUACGUGAGAUUUUAUGUCUAAGUCACAAAUAUUUAAUAUUAAAAUUAAGGUAUAAUAAUUAUGGUGACUUAAUCCUCUUAUACGGGUAUAAUUAAACCUAACUAAAAUACAUAUUUUUAUAUUCGCCUAUAAUCAAAAUAGUUUUAUGAAUAAACAGUAUUUUUGUUAUCCACCGAUUGUCCAUUCCAAUGUGCUAGAGCGUUUUGUCUAUGGUUCAUCUAUGGUCAAGACGUACCGUGUUUAGUUCUGUGCGAUUAGCUAGGAAAGCUUUUUACGUGAAAAUUAAUAUAUAAUUAUAUAUAUGUUGUAAUGUAAACAUACUACAUGUUGCACUCAGUUGCAUUCACAAUGCAUUUUUAUAUUCGCAAAACAUUUAUUUAUUUUGACAUAUUUUUUGUUAUAAAGAUCUGAAAUAAAACAUUUAUUCGUAAAGUAUU
Messenger RNA from Spodoptera litura, 3370 nucleotides. The record is from RefSeq and is a predicted model, not a curated record. Lineage: Eukaryota; Metazoa; Arthropoda; Insecta; Lepidoptera; Noctuidae.